Molecule: messenger RNA, 861 nt
Organism: Scatophagus argus
Lineage: Eukaryota; Metazoa; Chordata; Actinopteri; Scatophagidae
Gene: sf3b5
Product: splicing factor 3b, subunit 5
Exons: 2
Coding region: 185-445 (86 amino acids)
Biological process (GO): mRNA splicing, via spliceosome
Cellular component (GO): U2 snRNP; precatalytic spliceosome
Source: RefSeq, a predicted model, not a curated record
UGAACGAGAACAAAUGUUACAGCCUUUGUUUCUCCACGGUUUAUUUUAAAAGAGGACCGGAAGUCAUCGUCCGGCUGCUGUACGGCGAAGUGCGAGUGGACAAACAUAUUAUUUACAGCUUCUUCCUUCGCUGUUGAGCUCUUUACCUUUCAUUGAAGCCUCAAGAUCUCACAUCGCAGCAAGAAUGACAGACAGAUACAACAUCCACAGUCAACUGGAGCAUCUUCAAUCGAAGUACAUCGGCACAGGACAUGCCGACACCAGCAAAUGGGAAUGGCUGGUCAAUCAGCACAGAGACUCUUAUUGCUCCUACAUGGGACAUUUUGACCUGCUCAACUACUUCUCCAUCUCCGAGAAUGAGAGCAAAGCGCGUGUCCGAUUCAACCUCAUGGAGAAGAUGCUUCAGCCAUGUGGACCACCAGCAGACAAACCUGAAGAUGCCUAGAGUACCCUGGAGUGAUCUGUGGAGGCUUUUUUUAUGGAUGUUUUUGUAGGAUCUUUUUGGACAUUCAGCUUUUAUUUUCUGCUAACAAUAUGCAAUGUUAUUUUCCUUUGACAACCUUUGACAUCCUUUGACAAUAUGAACCUUUUAUUACCCUGCCAGCAACGAAUAAAUUAUACAGUUUCACAAGCUACCUGGACACAAAUAUAUUUACAGUGUUUAUACAUAUUUACAUCCUGGCUAUUGAAAAUUGUUUCCUGCACCACUCAAUUCUGCGGCUUUCUGAACAUUAGCUGGAGAAGAUAACAGAGUGGUGUCCUCGUAUUUGUGAAGUGACUGCAUUAACUGAUGGAUCUGUAUGUGAUUGAAAUUUCUGUUUUGAUUAAAAUUUGUCUUUUUGACAGUUCUUCAACAAGUCA